This is a messenger RNA of Diplodia corticola, 1386 nucleotides long. RefSeq lists its product as uncharacterized. The coding region runs from base 1 to 1386 and encodes 461 amino acids. The transcript has a single exon. Lineage: Eukaryota; Fungi; Ascomycota; Dothideomycetes; Botryosphaeriales; Botryosphaeriaceae. The record is from RefSeq and is a predicted model, not a curated record.
AUGGCAAGCCCACAGACCGUCGUAAAACUGGACAUGACAGCUCAUCUGGAGCCGCAACUGGAACACGCCCCGCAAGACGCUGAGAAUCUCCACCUCGACGAAGAGAUACCGACCAACGAUGCCUGGGUCUCGCUCUCGAAACAUUUCACAUCCGUCAAAGACCUGCACAUGGACAGCGGGUGGAACGAGGAACUCAACGACCGCGACAUCCCACUCCAUUGGCCCCUCGAGAAGCUCACCAUUAGCAGCGCCUGCGGCGAAGUAUGUCGAUCUCCUUGGAUCGUCCAAGGAAAGGUCCCGCACCUGGUGCUUGAUUACACCGCCGGGCUGAGAUUCGAAGGCCCCACGACCGCGGAGCUAACCGCUGCCAACAACGACGCGAUAAAGAAACGCGAGAAGGACGAAAGUCCGCACAAGGUCGGCGACAUACAGAUCACCUUCGUUCCCGACCUCGUCGCCGAAUGGAUGAGGAAGAAAUACGCCGACGACGACGGCGACAACAACAAAGGCGAGAACGAGCCAACGACAGAAGCACCACCACCACCUACCCCUUCCAACCUCCGCACUCUCGAAAUCAUCUACAACGACGCCCGCGACACGCUCUACCGCUACGUCCUCGCCCACCCGACCCUCAUCGACCCCGUCCAAACCCUCAGCCUCAUCGCAAAGAGCAAACACGACCUCAGCAUCGGCGACGAGCGCAUCCUCGAAGACCUGCUGCCCCAACUCACCCACCUGACCGCUCUCGUCCUCGUCCUCGGCGACCAUUAUCGCGACCGCGAGCAGCUGCCGGCUUUUUUCAAGCACUUCCCGCCCAAUGUCGAGACGCUGCGUUUCCAGAGCUCCGUGUCGUUGGCGAGGGAGGAGGUUGUUGUUGAGAGGUGGGUGGAUGCGUUUGGGGAUCCCGAGUUUUUGCCGCGGUUGAAGAGGUUGAGCUUCGUGUUGGAUUUGGAGGAUGGGGAGGGGGAGAGGCGGGAGAAUGAGGAGUGGGAGAGGUUGCAUCCGCAGCGGGAUGGGGAGGAGGAAGAGGAGGAGAAGGAGGUGGAUGAUGAUGUGGCCGGCAAAGACGCCAAGACGGGAGAGGACGACGCUUCCUCGUCUCCGUCGGAGGAGAGCGAUAACGGUGCCGAGGGGUCGAAGGAUCCGGACGAGGUAAAGCAAGAUACUGCCGAAUCUGCCGAGACUGCGGAAAAGACUGCUCCUGCUCCUGUACAAAAGCCACCUCCCAAUGUCUCGGAUGAGGUCCUAGCACGGGCGAAGCGUGCGUGUGAGCGCGUGGAGCGGGCAGCAGAGAGUCGUGGCGUAAUCAUCGACUCGUUUAUGGGCGUGUGGAGGCAAGGCUUCACCGGUCUUACGCAUGUGGAUUACCGAUGGGAUAACUUGUAG